UAGUUUCCAAAUUAAUUAAUAGAAAACAGAAUGUUGCGAAACAGAGGGGACCGAGACAAACCUCCGGGGCUAGAAUAUCCAUCGAACACCGAUGUUGUCAGCGGUUGUGAAGCCCUUACUCUCUUCCUCACCGUCGCUGCUUCGCCUUCCUCCUCCCAUUUCUUCUUCUCUCUCACUCUUCUUUCACUUUCACUUUCACUCUCCAUCUCUUCAAUCUCAAAAUCUGGUUCCAGGAAGGCUUUGAGAACUUCUGGAACCAGUGUCCCUGGGAAGACGAUGCAAAGCAUGUUUGUGAGCAGGUUUGUUUUUUUUUAUAUACUUAUCUCUAUGAAAGGAAGAUGCUUACUGCUUCCAGUGGUGUGCCCUUUGGAGGUUGGUGUGCAUUUAACAGAUUAGUACUGGCUACUGGGAAAGUGUUAUUUCUUACAUUAUUGAGGAGUACCGUUCCGGACGCACUUACCUAAUCCUGAUGUUCUAUGCAAUACUAGAAUUAAGUUUGUUGGUAACCUCCUACUUAAUAUGAUAUGACGAUCUAUUCUAUGACAAUGUCGUGUUUGUCUCAAGAAACUUACUACUACUCAAUCGACAAGAGAAGGCGGAUUUUUCGUGUUGGCUCUUUAAGAUGGCUUAGUGGGAAACCUUACUUCAGGCAAUGUUGUUAACCAGCUCCGUUGCAAGGUAUGGGUCGAUUAGUUUCUACAGACGGUCCGGCAUGGGCCUGGCUUCUACAGCUGCAGCUUUGAAAUGGAAGGAGAUGUUGCGGUUGUACAUCUAGAUGAAGACGACCAAGGUCUAGCUGCUGGACAGUUUGCAGCCUUCUAUGAAGGAACCACUUGCAUUGGCUCAGGCGUAAUCUUGGGUAUGAUCAGUGUUGUUUCCCUGUCUGUGAGAAAGCGCCCUUGAGCUCGCAGCUAUGCAAGACAAAACCAAACUAGGGAAACCUGUUAAAAUCAAGAUGAUGCCAGUUGCAACAUCUGCUGGAGAAACCAGUGAAGAAGCAAAGCUUGUCAACGCGUGAAACGAAGGAAAUGGUGUAGACUUGUAGUCGUAUUAAGUCAAGAAACAUAGCCAGGGGGAUAACUAAUAGUAUUUUAAGAAAAAACAUACCUAUCGAUAUGAUGACAGUAGCAUACAUAAUCUAUGGUAUUUUAUUCUUGUUUCUGUUUGAGAGAUUUACAUGCGCACAUGUCUCCAUGUGUUUGUCAACUAAGAGAGAGAGAGAGAGAGAUAAACGCUUAGAGGGCUAAAAAUAACGCUUGAAAAACGCUCUUGCAUCCAAAAAAAUAACAAUGAACGAUGUUUUUAAAUUUUCAUUUCUAUAAUUCUCCAAAAGGAAUCUGAGUAAAAAAGGAAAAAAAAAAUUGUGUACAUCUCCAACAAUCUUGUUCUUCUUCUGUUACUUUGUGUUCCUUGUCUCUGUUUCAGACAUGGCGGUUCCUGCGGCUCUUGUCUUUAUCCCUGUUGGUGUCCUCUUCUUGAUCUCAGGCCUCAUCGUUAAUCUCAUUCAGCUUGUGUUCUUCAUCAUUGUUCGUCCAUUCUCCAAAAGCUUAUAUAGAAGGAUCAACAAAACCGUUGUGGAGUUACUUUGGUUGCAGCUUAUAUGGCUGAUUGAUUGGUGGGCUUGUAUAAAGGUUAAUUUAUACGCUGAUGCAGAUACUCUGCAGUUACUUGGGAAAGAACAUGCACUUGUUUUAUCAAACCAUAGAAGUGACAUUGAUUGGCUUAUUGGUUGGGUCAUGGCUCAGCGUGCAGGUUGUCUUGGGAGCUCUCUAGCCAUCAUGAAAAAGGAAGCCAAGUAUCUUCCAAUCAUAGGUUGGUCCAUGUGGUUUUCGGAUUACAUUUUCUUGGAAAGAAGCUGGGAUAAAGAUGAGAAGACCCUCGAGGCAGGUUUUAAACGGUUUGAGGACUUUCCUAUGACAUUCUGGUUGGCUCUUUUCGUUGAAGGAACUCGUUUCACUCAGGAGAAGCUUGAAGCUGCUCAAGAAUACGCCUCUAUCAGAAGCUUACCAUCUCCUCGAAAUGUCUUGAUUCCUCGUACAAAGGGAUUCGUAUCGGCGGUGUCUCACAUAAGGUCAUUUGUCCCUGCGAUUUAUGAUUGUACCUUAACUGUUCGCAACAAUCAGCCUACACCAACUCUGCUUAGGAUGUUCAGUGGACAAUCAUCUGAGUUGAAUUUGCAGCUAAGACGUCACAAGAUGAGUGACUUGCCCGAAACUGAUGAUGGUAUUGCGCAAUGGUGCCGAGAUCUAUUUAUCACCAAGGAUGCUCAACUUGAGACAUACUUCACAAAAGACGUGUUCAGCGACUUGGAUGUUCACCAAAUCAACCGGCCAAUCAAACCAUUGAUCGUGGUGAUAGUUUGGGUAUGUCUUCUUAUGUUCGGUGGUUUCAAGCUGCUUCAAUGGCUCUCUAUGGUGGCCUCGUGGGAGAUCAUUUGCUUGUUUGUGAUCCUCUUGGUAAUUGCAACAAUAACAAUGCAAGUACUUAUUCAGUCUUCUGAGUCUCACCGGUCAACUCCUGCCAAGAGACCUCUACAAGAACAGCUUAUUUCUGCGUAGGAGAAGAAGAGAAAUAUAUGUUCAAGCCACUGUUCAUUUGCUCAUGUUUAAUAUCUGUGUCAAUAUAACCAAAAUUACUAUUUGAUUUAUGAUUAGUCAUAUAUAUCUUCAGUAUACAUAUUACUUGAUUUUUUUUUAUUUUUUUAGAAUAUCAACCAUUUUAUAUGUUUUCAUUAAUCUUUUCUCA
Messenger RNA from Raphanus sativus (radish), 2745 nucleotides. Its product is annotated as 1-acyl-sn-glycerol-3-phosphate acyltransferase 3. The record is from RefSeq and is a predicted model, not a curated record. The transcript has 14 exons. Bases 1428 to 2558 code for a protein of 376 amino acids. Gene Ontology annotation, molecular function: 1-acylglycerol-3-phosphate O-acyltransferase activity. NCBI's taxonomy places the organism in Eukaryota, Viridiplantae, Streptophyta, Magnoliopsida, Brassicales, Brassicaceae. Gene Ontology annotation, cellular component: endomembrane system.